AUGUUUUCACGCUUAAGAUUGCUAAGGCCUCUGUUCUAUCGUCCCUUGUGGCCACAACGUAGAUUAUCAUCCUCUCUCAUUAACAGACAUGAGUAUGACUUUUCACCAAUUCUUGCCGAAUUACCCAAAGAUUCAAAAGUUGCAUCGAAAAUCAUGAAUUUCGCUGUGGAUAUAACGAAGGAUUUAAUGCAGGAAAAAGUGGAUUUAAUGGAAAAAAAAGAGCGUGAAAAAUUGGAUUUAACGAAAGAUUUAAUGGAAAAAAAAGAGCGUGAAAAAUUGGAUUUAACGAAAGAUUUAAUGGAAAAAAAAGAACGCGAAAAAUUGGAUUUAAUGCAGGAAAAAGUGGAACUAUCAAAACAUAUUACGAAUCUUGAGAAUGAUGUCAAACACCGCACUGAACUUCUUUUACGAUCAAAAAGGAUGUGUAAUGUGAGAGGUGCUUUAGAGUUCAUCCGAUCAACGAUUCGGUCACAGGACAAAACUAUCUCGUUUCGCGAACCUACAGACAAUGUUUUGACGAGGCUGACUCAAGAUGCAAAGUUUAUAUCAUAUUUAAAGCAAACAUGCUCACUUAAUAAUUCUCAAUACAAAGAUGUCGAAAGAUGUAUGGGUGGUCUCUAUCACACUGCAUCAAAAAAAUUGCAUGGUCACGACAAGGAUAUUGAAAUUGAUGCACGGGACUGGAGUGUGAAUGAAGUAUUAGCAUUAGGUGUUCUUCUUCGUUAUUAUAAUAUUUCGCACUCUUAUUAUGAUGACCAGGGGGAAUUAGCUGAAUACCCUUACAA
Messenger RNA from Racocetra persica, 785 nucleotides. The record is from the annotation of a GenBank genome assembly. NCBI's taxonomy places the organism in Eukaryota, Fungi, Glomeromycota, Glomeromycetes, Diversisporales, Gigasporaceae.